Messenger RNA from Protopolystoma xenopodis, 1971 nucleotides. Lineage: Eukaryota; Metazoa; Platyhelminthes; Monogenea; Polystomatidea; Polystomatidae. The record is from the annotation of a GenBank genome assembly.
AUGGGUUUCCAGACGACCGCUGUCAGUGCUACGUCGGCGGCGAUGGGCACUGGUCCACUCUCAUGCCAACCACUACAGCUUAUAAGUCCCGGUCGAUUUUCCAUUGGGAACUGUGGGAACGCUACGGCAGCUCCUAGUAGCAGUAACGCCAAUGCUCUCUCACUUGCAGGGUCAUCUAUCCCAUCUAGUGCUGCGAGUCCAAGUAAUCUAAUUGGCACUAGUAUUGGCAACAACAUUUGUGCUAAUGGUACCAGUGGCAAUAAUAAUUCACAUCGCCUCCACCUGCCUCCCGGUCUUGGUAUCGGUCUCCCAUCUUCUGCUGGGCUUACUCGACCUCCUCCAUCUCCAAUUCUCAAUCAGCUUGGUUUGUCACCACCUAGUUUAGGCAUAAGCCUGGCUGGAAUUGGAAUGCCCGGGCAGUCGUCGAUACCCUCUUUGCUCUCAUCAGCUAGCAGACUACCCUUGGGACAAUUGGGCUCUGUCACCGCUUCUGCAGUUUGCCCUCAACCUCCGCAGCAACUUGCGGGUGGCAUUAUCCAAUCUUCAUCAGGAGCUUCAGGACCACAGGGCCCUUCAUCUGGCCUUCCACCUGGGGCCAUGGCUGCUGCAAUAGCAGCCGCCUCUAUCGCCAAUAUGCCUUCUUCGUCCACCUCUGCUCCAAUUGCUUCACCCCAGACUGGUCUAGGUCCAACGGGAAUGUCAAGCCUGGCUGGACUUAGUCGUCUAGUACCACAAAUGCCACCGCCACUGCCUCAUCCCUCUAAUUUGAGGGGGCCUGUUUCUCCGGGUUCAGCUCAAGCCUUGGCGGCCAGUAUGCUUGCCGGUCUGUCUCCGUCAGCGCCCCCACCACAUAGUCAUCUGGGUCAACUACCAGCUUCGCCGUCGUUGCAGGCUUCGCAUCCUCAGCACUUAAUGGUUCAGCAGCAGCAACAGCUUGGCCAGAUUCAGUAUCCUAUGCCAAACGCUCAUGGGAAUGUCCCUGGGCUACCACCACCACCCUCAGCUUCCAUUGGCCUGCCUCAUCCUCAUCUCCAACAUCAAACUAGCCAACAGCAGCCUCAACAGCACGGUCAUUCUCGCCAUCAUCACCACUCUACGCAGCAACAACAAGCACAGCAGCAGCAGUCUCAACAACAGUUGCCCCAGACAUCUCAUCAAUUGCAACACCCCGGUUCUGCUUUAUUAGGUGGUCAGACGCAAUCAUCAGGUCUCACUUCCUCUGUGGUUACGCCUUUUAGCGUCGGUGUGCCUACAAGAAGUCAACUUUUAGAGGACUUCCGCAGUUCCAAUCCUCGCUUUACCAACGUCCAGCUAUCUGAGCUUCGUGACCAUAUGGUUGAGUUUGCGCGAGAUCAGCAUGGCUCUCGUUUCAUUCAACAGAAACUAGAGACCGCUACACCAGCCGAAAAGCAGACAGUGUUUGCAGAGAUCUUGCCGCAAGCCGGAAAACUGAUGACCGAUGUAUUUGGGAACUAUGUUAUUCAGAAAUUCUUUGAAUUCGGCACCAAGGAGCAGAAGGAGCUGUUGUCCACUCAGCUCACUGGCCACGUCGUUGAGUUCGCCACCCAAAUGUAUGGCUGCCGUGUUAUCCAAAAGGCCCUUGAGGCGGUCCAGGCAGAGGCAAAGAUCCGCAUUGUCAGCGAACUGAAGCCAUUCGUCACUCGCUGUGUCAAGGACCAAAAUGGUAAUCAUGUCAUACAGAAAUGCAUCGAAUGUGUUGACCCCUGUGAACUGGACUUCAUAAUUGCUGCUUUUCGUGGCCAGGUUGCAAUGUUGUCGGCUCAUCCCUAUGGCUGCCGGGUUAUCCAACGCAUUCUUGAACAUUGUCUGCCAGAGCAAACUCGUUCGAUUCUUGAUGAACUUCAUCAGGGUGUGGAACAAUUGGUCAAGGAUCAGUAUGGAAAUUAUGUGGUUCAAGUAUAUCUCUUAAGCUUGUAUUAUCCUUUAAUCUUAUUUAUUAUGGAAUUUUAA